UGCGGGUAGCCACGUGAACAGGCUAAUUGUAGUCGUCAAGUUCUUGAGUAUGAAUAUUCAUGACUCUAAAAUGUCAAUUUUCUCAAAUCUGCCGGUAUGCUUUUGCAUUACAUGAGCUGACACUAGAUUUCAAGUGUCAGGGAUUCCGGUAUUCUGAGGUGAUUUAGACAGUUCCAACAGUACAUGUACUCAAUAUUUCGUUACCGCGUCGGGACAAGCAUUCUAGAGUGACGUCCCGCAGCACUUCUCACAACUGUUCCACCGAGAGAAUCUCUUCAGUGUACUACUACACACACAAAGGAGUUGCACAGAAAGAAAAAGCAUAUUUUGACCGGACGUAGUAUACUACGGAGCCAGCCACGAGCGACACAGUCGCAGCGGGAAUUCCGCUAUGAUUCUCCCCGUGGUUUUGGUCCUGUGGCAGGCUGUCGUGUCUAUUGGAGUACCGGUGAUGAGGGAUGCGCUAUUGAAUGAGCCAGGACCAAUCUGUUUGGAGCCCGAGUGCGUGAUUGCCAGCGGCGUGAUCCUGAGCGCGCUCGACCAGACCGCCGACCCAUGCCACGACUUCUACCGGUACGCCUGCGGCGGCUGGCUGGACCAGGUGGAGAUCCCGCCAUGGCGCUCCGGAGUUAGCAAGAGCUUCGGAGGGUUGUCCGAUGCCAACCUCAAAAUCGUCAAAACAAUUUUAGAGGCCGAAGAUUUGUCAGCAGAGAGCACCAGUAGCGGUUCCCUACAGAAGGCCCGGGACUUCUACACUGCAUGCAUGGAUGUUGAGGGGAUGGAGGCAGCCGGAGCAAAAUCAAUGCUAACGCUCAUCGAGACUUUCGGUGGAUGGAGUCCGUGCACGAACCCGACAGAGAUAAAAGAAGAAAUCUACACUAGCGAGGGGCUCCUCGACACGCUCCUUGCCGUGCAAAAGGCAUCUGGAACCCCGCUAUUCGGCAUGGGAAUAACCAUCGAUGACAAGAACUCAUCUCGCCACAUCAUCCAGUUUGUGCAGGCGGGACUGUGGUUGGGACCGCGGGAUUUGUAUCUUGGAGGUCACGAUGAGCUUCUGGCAGCCUACGUGAAGUUCGGCGUGGCUCUGGCCAGUCUUCUGGCCGAGGAUAGCGGCGUGACGACGACUGCUGAUGACUACAUGGUACACGCCGAGAGCAAGUUGAAGGAAAUGCUGGCCUUUGAGAAACAACUUGCUGAGAUAACAGUGCCCAAGGAUGAGCUACGUGAUCCGUGGAAGACCUACCACAAAAUGACUCUUCGUGAAUUCACCCAAAUGAUUCCAGUUGUUGAUGUUACAGCGUUCGUGCAUAGAGUGUUUGGCAUGGACAUCUCACCGGACGAAGAGGUACUUGUGCCACAUUUGUCGUACUUCCCUAAAAUGAACGAACUCGUCCAGAAAACACCACUGAGAAUCGUCCACGACUACAUGGUCUGGCAAUCCGUCGCGUCGCUAGCCGGGUCGCUACCGGAACGGUACCGGGGAGCGGUGCUGGAGUUCCACAAAGCUUACACGGGCAUUUCGGCCGUGGCGCCCCGGUGGAUGACCUGCGCCGGAGCCGCUGAUAAAGUCUUGGGAUUUGCGACGGGAGCCGAGUUUGUGGAGAAACUGCACAGUCUUGAAAUCAAGGAUGAGAUUAAAGCUAUGAUUGAGAAUGUACGCAAGACGUUCCUAGAUAGUCUACCGAGCGUGGAUUGGAUGGACGACACGACUAAAUCUCUGGCGGCCCAGAAGGCCGAAGCCAUUGAGGAGAAAGUAGUGGGGCCGAAGUGGCUUGAAGAUACCAAUAAAAUUGAUCAAUACUACGAAGAGUUCAAGGUUGACCGACAAUCCUACUUUUACAACUUGCUCAGCACGUCAUUGUUUUAUAGCAAGGCGAACUUGGCCCAGUUCCAUAAACCCGUGGACAGAACGCAAUGGCAGAUGAAGCCUUCUGAAGUCAAUGCUUACUACACCUCUAGUCAUAAUGAGAUAGUCUUCCCUGCCGGCAUUCUCCAGUCUCCCUUCUACGAUUCCGCCUUGCCGUCAUCCAUAAAUUAUGGCAGUAUAGGUUGGGUCAUAGGUCACGAAUUGACCCACGGCUUCGACGACCAUGGACGCAAUUAUGACGACAUUGGCAAUCUACAUAAUUGGUGGAAGAACGAAUCGGCCCAGGCAUACAGCGAGCGCGCUCAGUGUGUUAAGCAGCAGUACAGCAGUUACAAAAUGGGGGACAGGCAUGUGAACGGUAUGCUAACUCUCGGGGAGAACAUCGCAGACAAUGGAGGCCUGCGGCUAGCCCUACACACCUACCGGAGCCUGCGGGCCCAAGGAGGGGGUAAAGAAGCAAGGCUGCCGGGACUUCAAGACCUGACCUCCGAGCAAAUCUUCUUCAUCGGGGCCGGGCAGACCUGGUGUAAACUGGACACCCCUAAACAGGCAUUGUUGAAGCUGCUGAGCGAUGCCCACUCCCCAGGAAAAUACAGGGUGAUUGGCACUCUUUCCAACAUGGUGGAGUUUUCAGACGCCUUCCAGUGUCCCAGUGGAAGCGUCAUGAACCCUGCGAAAAAAUGUCGCGUGUGGUAGCGAGCCGCCGACAAAGGCAUCCAAGCAUCGAAGGGCUUCCAUUGAAUGAAUUCCAUCAAUUCAGAACACAAACAACUUAAAGAUGCACUGUCUGUGCUCUCCAUAAAUCUUAAUUUUUCCUUCUGAUGAAAACUACUUUUGUUUUUUUAUUUUUGGCCUCUGCAACCGACCCUCUGUAACAAGCCUUAUAUUUUGAGUUGCUUUUUCGCUCAAACUAAUCCACCGUAUAAGUAGACUGGUCCCGGUUUUUCCGUUAUCAAUUCUGAUAGGGUGACAAGAACCAGUCUACCCUGC
This is a messenger RNA of Patiria miniata (bat star), 2857 nucleotides long. RefSeq names its product endothelin-converting enzyme 2-like. Gene Ontology annotation, molecular function: metalloendopeptidase activity. Gene Ontology annotation, cellular component: plasma membrane. Bases 392 to 2563 code for a protein of 723 amino acids. The transcript has 16 exons. The record is from RefSeq and is a predicted model, not a curated record. Gene Ontology annotation, biological process: protein processing. NCBI's taxonomy places the organism in Eukaryota, Metazoa, Echinodermata, Asteroidea, Valvatida, Asterinidae.